CUUGCAUAUAAUAAAUAACAUUUAUUUCAACGCUUUUAUCUGUGCUUCUACCAAAUUAAAGCCAUACAAACAAUAGUGUAAAUUGUUGAAAAUGGGUGCAAGACGUGAUGUUGCGACAUUUCUUCAGCGUGUGCGAGCUUUCCUGCUGGGACGUGAGCACACUUUGGCACUACGUUUCGAGGAAGGUUUAGCUGAUCGCACCCAACCACCCCCAGACGUGCCUGGUGGUCCAGCACAUUUAAUAGCAGCCAAUCUUUACUGCAAACGAGAUCCCCGGCGAGAAGUGCAACCACCUAUUGAUGUUGUAAAGCAGCAAUUGCUGGCUAACAAGGGAAGCGAUAAAAUUGAAAAGUUACCAACACCUGGACCAGUUUAUCACUGGGAUUAAAGUUUGUUGAAAACAAACUCGAGCUAAAAUUGUCGAAAAUUUUGUUUGGAAAUAUGCGUCGAUAUACAUAUGUACAUAUAAAAAUAUUGACUUUA
Molecule: messenger RNA, 483 nt
Organism: Bactrocera latifrons
Lineage: Eukaryota; Metazoa; Arthropoda; Insecta; Diptera; Tephritidae
Gene: ND-B14.5A
Product: NADH dehydrogenase [ubiquinone] 1 alpha subcomplex subunit 7
Exons: 2
Coding region: 92-388 (98 amino acids)
Biological process (GO): mitochondrial electron transport, NADH to ubiquinone; ATP synthesis coupled electron transport
Cellular component (GO): mitochondrial inner membrane
Source: RefSeq, a predicted model, not a curated record